AUGACAUCCCCUUUCAAGAGAGUUGCCAUAAUUGGUGCUAGCGGAAGUAUUGGUAAGAUCGUGCUUGACGGCCUCGUCGCAUCUUCGCAAUUUACCAUCACGGUAGUCUCGCGGAAGGAAAGCGUUGCAUCCUUUCCUCAACUUGUCACAGUUCUCAGGCCCGAGUUCUCGGAGGCCGGUCUUGAGGCCGCCUUCAAGGACCAAGAUGUUGUCAUCUCGACAGUCGGAGCCGCUGGAUUUGGCGAACAGAAAAAGUUCGUCGAUGCUGCCCUGCGUGCCGGUGUCAAACGAUUUAUUCCGUCUGAAUUUUCAGUCAGCAGUCUGAAUAGUGCCGUUCUGCAGCUACUUCCGCUUUUUGGCCAGAAGAAAGAACUGAUCGAGUACCUCAAGACCAAAGAGGCAGAAGGUCUGAGCUGGACCGGUAUUGCCACGUCCGGUUUGUUUGAUUGGGGCCUUCAAAACAAAUUUCUUGGAUUCGACAUUGCAAACAGAACUGCCACUAUCUGGGAUAGCGGUGACAAAAUUUUUACGCUCACCAAUGAAAAGGAGCUCAAGCAGUCGGUUGUCUCUGUCCUUCAGCAUCCAGAUGAGACCCGCAACCGAUACUUGUAUGUCGCUUCCGUGGAAACCACCCAGCGGGAGAUACUCGCUGCUUUGGAAAAAGCACAGGGAGCCAAUUGGGCGGUCACCGAGACCACGACGGAAUUGCAAGUCAGUGAGGGCUUUGAGAAGCUCGGAGCUGGUGAUUUCAGUGGUGCCUUUUCAUUGGUCCGAGCCACUGUUUUUGGAAACACGCCUGGUCUAUGUUCAAAUUACGCCAAAGAGACGGAGUUGGCUAAUGAAGUUCUGGGUUUGAAGCUUGAAAGCAUUGAGACCACUGUGCAGCGAAUUGUAUCUGGAUAG
Messenger RNA from Penicillium odoratum, 903 nucleotides. RefSeq names its product aromatic alcohol reductase. Gene Ontology annotation, molecular function: oxidoreductase activity. Bases 1 to 903 code for a protein of 300 amino acids. The transcript is spliced from 3 exons. Lineage: Eukaryota; Fungi; Ascomycota; Eurotiomycetes; Eurotiales; Aspergillaceae. The record is from RefSeq and is a predicted model, not a curated record.